GGCUCGGUUCUGAUUGGUUGUCACGCGAGAAGGUCUCAGGCAGAGGACAGAGGCAAGAUGGCGGCGCUGAGGAGGAUACUUUGUGUUGCUGGGAGGGUUCCCGCGUCUGGUUUCAUUCAGAGAAGCUUCCACAAGAGCUCACCUGCCGCCCUUCAGCUGACUGUCCGCGAUGCUCUGAACCAAGCUCUGGAUGAAGAACUGGAGAGAGAUGAGCGGGUCUUUCUCCUGGGGGAAGAGGUGGCUCAGUACGACGGUGCCUACAAGAUCAGCAGAGGUCUGUGGAAGAAGUACGGUGACAAACGAAUUAUGGACACCCCCAUAUCUGAGAUGGGGUUUGCUGGCAUUGCUGUAGGUGCGGCGAUGGCUGGGUUGCGGCCAAUCUGUGAGUUUAUGACUUUCAAUUUCUCAAUGCAAGCAAUCGAUCAGGUGAUCAACUCGGCAGCCAAGACCCACUAUAUGUCUGCCGGGCGUGUACCUGUCCCAAUAGUGUUCCGAGGGCCAAACGGAGCAUCCGCCGGUGUAGCCGCACAACACUCUCAGUGCUUCGCAGCCUGGUACGGACAUUGCCCUGGUCUCAAGGUGAUCAGUCCAUGGAACUCUGAAGAUGCAAAAGGUCUUUUGAAAGCAUCGAUUCGGGACGAUAAUCCAGUGGUCUUCCUGGAAAAUGAAUUGUUGUAUGGUGUUCCUUUUGAGUUAUCCGAGGAAGCUCAGUCAAAAGAUUUUCUUAUUCCAAUCGGAAAAGCCAAGAUAGAACGUCCAGGAAGUCAGAUUACUUUGGUCUCGCACUCCCGACCUGUUGGCCAUUGCUUGGAGGCGGCCAAUAUUUUGGCGAAAGAGGGGAUAGAUUGCGAGGUCAUUAACCUGCGCACCAUCCGGCCGCUGGAUAUCGAAACCAUUGAAGCCAGCGUUGUAAAAACGAACCACUUGGUUACGGUUGAAGGAGGAUGGCCGCAGUUUGGAGUAGGAGCUGAGAUUUGUGCCAAAAUAAUGGAAGGGCCGGCAUUUAAUUACCUGGACGCCCCUGUGGUGCGUGUGACGGGUGCAGAUGUCCCGAUGCCCUAUGCCAAGAUCCUGGAAGAUAACUGCACUCCUCAAGUAAAAGAUAUUAUUUUUGCCGUGAAAAAGACUCUCAAUAUCGUGUAAUUAUGUAAAAAUAACACUCAUUGAAUGCCAGAA
Spea bombifrons (plains spadefoot toad) is the source of this 1176-nucleotide messenger RNA. It is a transcript of the gene PDHB, whose product is annotated as pyruvate dehydrogenase E1 subunit beta. The record is from RefSeq and is a predicted model, not a curated record. Gene Ontology annotation, biological process: pyruvate decarboxylation to acetyl-CoA. Gene Ontology annotation, molecular function: pyruvate dehydrogenase (acetyl-transferring) activity. Lineage: Eukaryota; Metazoa; Chordata; Amphibia; Anura; Pelobatidae. The transcript has 10 exons. The coding region runs from base 58 to 1143 and encodes 361 amino acids.